Molecule: messenger RNA, 7197 nt
Organism: Chelonoidis abingdonii (Abingdon island giant tortoise)
Lineage: Eukaryota; Metazoa; Chordata; Testudines; Testudinidae
Source: RefSeq, a predicted model, not a curated record
GUUGUAGGUCUGAUAUAAACCUACACCAGGAAGCUCAUAAAGAGAAAAGGUGCAGAGAAGCAGCCAUCACGUCCAGAUCUAUGGGAUUGUGAGUAACGGCACAGCUAACAAGAUGAAUGGAGCUUUGGAUCACUCAGACCAACCAGACCCAGAUGCCAUUAAGAUGUUUGUUGGACAAAUCCCACGUUCAUGGUCGGAAAAAGAGCUAAAAGAACUUUUUGAGCCUUACGGAGCUGUCUACCAGAUUAAUGUUCUCCGAGACAGGAGUCAGAACCCACCCCAAAGCAAAGGUUGUUGUUUCGUAACAUUUUAUACAAGAAAAGCUGCACUUGAGGCACAGAAUGCACUGCACAAUAUUAAAACCUUACCUGGGAUGCAUCAUCCUAUUCAGAUGAAACCCGCAGAUAGUGAAAAGUCCAAUGCUGUGGAAGACAGAAAAUUGUUCAUAGGAAUGGUUUCGAAGAAGUGUAAUGAGAAUGAUAUCAGGGUGAUGUUUUCUCCAUUCGGCCAGAUAGAAGAAUGCCGAAUUCUUAGGGGACCCGAUGGGCUGAGCCGAGUGCACAGCAUCAAUAUGGAGUCUAGCAGAGGCUGUGCGUUUGUUACAUUUUCUACAAGGGCAAUGGCACAGAAUGCAAUCAAAGCCAUGCACCAGUCUCAGACCAUGGAGGGCUGCUCUUCGCCUAUAGUGGUGAAGUUUGCUGAUACCCAAAAGGAUAAGGAGCAGAGGCGUUUACAACAGCAGUUGGCACAACAGAUGCAACAGCUCAACACUGCCACUUGGGGGAACCUCACAGGCCUUGGAGGACUCACACCACAGUACCUAGCUCUUCUGCAGCAAGCAACUUCCUCCAGUAACUUGGGUGCCUUCAGCGGCAUUCAGCAAAUGGCUGGCAUGAAUGCUUUACAGUUACAGAAUUUGGCAACCUUAGCAGCCGCAGCAGCCGCCGCCCAAACCUCAGCUACCACCACCAAUGCAAAUCCUCUCUCCACAACGACUGGUGCGCUAGGAGCCCUCACAAGUCCCGUGGCUGCAUCAACUGCUAAUUCCACGGCUGGUGCGGCCAUGAAUUCUUUGACUUCUCUGGGUACUCUCCAAGGAUUGGCUGGAGCCACUGUUGGACUGAAUAAUAUUAAUGCACUAGCAGGUACCGUAAACAGUAUGGCGGCCCUGAAUGGAGGACUUGGCGCAACAGGCUUGACGAAUGGUACAGCAGGCACAAUGGACGCCCUCACCCAGGCCUACUCAGGAAUUCAGCAGUAUGCUGCAGCAGCACUGCCAACAUUGUACAGUCAGAGUUUGUUACAGCAACAGAGUGCUGCAGGCAGCCAGAAAGAAGGUCCAGAAGGGGCAAACCUCUUUAUUUACCACCUCCCCCAGGAGUUUGGAGACCAGGACAUUCUGCAGAUGUUCAUGCCCUUUGGGAAUGUUAUCUCUGCUAAAGUCUUCAUUGAUAAACAGACCAAUCUGAGCAAGUGCUUUGGUUUUGUUAGCUAUGACAAUCCAGUCUCUGCGCAAGCUGCUAUCCAGGCUAUGAACGGCUUUCAGAUUGGUAUGAAACGCUUGAAGGUUCAGCUGAAACGCUCCAAAAACGACAGCAAACCUUACUGAUCUUAACCCCAGAUGCUCACUGCUCUUGUUUUAGCUUUCUUAGGGUAAGUCCCAUGAGCAAACCUGCCCUUCUGUGGGGGGGAGGGGGGUAAGGAAGAACAUAUUGCCAACCUUCACCAAGAGACAAUUAUUUUUACAGUUAUCGCUUCCAUUUCCCCACUCACCACAAGUAAACUUGGCUGCUGUUUCCAGGCCAAGUAAUUACUGAGUUGUGUUACUGUAUUUUAUUUUGCGGCGUAAUUUAUCUCCAUUUUUUUUUCUUUUUCUUUUUUUAAAGAAAUGAUAUCUUAAGAAUUAAAAGCGACAAAAAAAAAAAAAGGUGCAAUUUAACUCUGUGAACCCUGGUGCCAUUAGCACACUUAGGGGAAAUAAAAGCUGUUUUGUAUGUAUGGACCCAGUCUUAUCAGAGUGGCACCAGCAGUUUAUAGGUUAAACAUAAUGGUCUUAUGCCAGCAGAAGCACUUAUUGUGAGACAAUGACAACAAAAAGUCUUUCCACUACAUCAGUUUGUUUUUGAAAAUGAUUUUUAGUUUUGUUUUUUGGGUUUUUUUAGGGGUUCAAAUCAACAUAACAUUCUAUUAGUCUGAUAUUACACUGGUCGUCUUUAUAUUUCACUUUUUUUUAAAAAGUUUUCUUUAGUUUUUUGGAAAGGAAUAAUGUAAAAAAGAUUUAGAGAUCUGUUUCUAAAGCUACAGGGUUUAAAAUAAAAUAAAAUGAGUGACGAUACUUGAUGUUUCUUGAGAGAUAAAUUUAAUAAUAAUAAAUAAAUAAAAAAGAAAGCCACAGGCCUGUAAAUUUUAUUUGUAAAAAGCAUUUCUAUUUUUAUACAAAAUUUUUACUGCCUCAGAAAUAAUGGAAGUUAUUUAUUGCCUAUUGUUAAAUUAUUGGAUACCUAAAGAGCAGCUCUCUAUGCUAGCUAGAUCCUUUGAAGUAGUCUCUAGAGUAAUUGUGCCAAGAAUGGGCGCUUUUUCACCGUUGAACCCUACACCCUUUACAGUUCAUGCUUUUAUCCUCUUGUUUGUACUUGUCUGGUUAUUUUGUUUGUAGUUUCCAUUUUCUAGUUUAAAGUUCAGUUUCUGACUUUUUUCUUCUCCCUACCCCUUAUGUUACAUUUGUUGAAAAUGGUUCUUUCUUCUCUCCUUCCCCCAAAGAUGAAUCCAUCUUCUCUAAUGCUUUUCAGAUGGAUUUGUUUGGGGUUUCAUUGUGCUGUUGUUGAUGAGUAUUGUAAGUUAAUGCAAAUUAUGUGAAUGGCUCAUAGACUCUUAAUGAUGAAAGAUUUGCAUUAGUUUUCUCCUGCACCCAUAAAAGUGAUUUUGUUUCUGCUGCAUAGAUUCUAUGUAACUUUUUUCCUCUUCCUUGUUUUUUCCCUAGACAUCUCCAUGCCCGUUAGUUCAUCGUUUGCCUAGCAUGUCCCUGUGGCGUCUAAAAAAAAAAAAAAAAAAAGUUUCAUCGUCCCGUCAUUGUUUCUGAUGUCUUUCUGACCUCACAUCAUAUUUGGUUCUCCUACUGACCUUUGAUCUAGUUUGACCUUUGAAAUUUGCAUGUGACCUCAUCUAGCUAUGAAUUCUGGGAAGUCAAUGUGAAAAAACAUUGCUGCAUUCAUGCAAGACUGAAAUUUAUUAUUAGACAAAUUAAUGAUAGGGUUUAAAACAAAAAAAAACAAAAACCUGUGGCAAAAAUGUUUUUGCUUGCUUUCUUUUUUUUUCUUUCUUUUUUUUUUCCUUUUCCAAAAAUAAAUAAAUAAAUAAAAUAACAGACUUGAAAGUAUUAUACAGGGAUUGGCAUUCUGCCUGGUCACUGGUGACAAUAGCAAUAUGUGUCCAGAGGCACAGAAUGUUGGUUUCUAACAGACUACUUCCAAAACAGUUUGAGAAAAAAAACUGUCUGAUUUUAAGUCUCUAGAGGUCUGUAAUAGUUUUUACAUUUUUCAGGCAGUGUAAAGUUUUUUGAUAAGGCCAUUUUAGGUGGCUCACUUUCUCAUUAAAAUAUAUAUAUAGAACCACUUUUUGUAGAUUAGUAUAAGAAAAUAUUUACCCUGUUUUAGGGCAAAUGCUACCUAUUUGUGUCACCUUUUGCUGAACUGACUCACAGUUAGACAAUCCAUGGUUUAAUGCACAUGAAAUUACCUAUAUUUUAUACUGUUUCAAUGUACAGGAGAAAGGUUACUGUAAACUGUGUUACGUUGGUGCUUCUGUGAAUUAAGUUGUGGUUUCAUCAUGAGUCUUAUGGUCUUAAGUGUUCUGUGUUUAUAAAAGACAAGUUUGAAAUUGGUUUACUUGAACAACAACAAAAAAUGAGUUUUAAAAAAAAAGUUGUUUGCUUAAAAAAAAAAAAAAUUUCAUGUGAAAAAUUAAAAACUAUUCCAGAAUAAGUUUGUGUUGGCUUGUGACGCAUUGAUGUCAUUUUUUUAUUGUGGACAAUUUAGAUGUGUUUGUGUUCAGCAAAAUGUGAUCGGUUUUUCUUUUAAAGAAAAAAAUCAGUGAAAAUAUAGUGCCAAAUUCCAAAGGUACUUUCUUCCUAGAGCUUCAGUGUGUUUCUUGUGUGAAGUAAUUUGAUAACAUGGGUAUUUUAUUAUGUGUUUUGUAUAAAUCCCUAAUAUUUAAAGAAAAAAAAGAGGUUAAAAAGUUUGUUAACUUGCUAUCCUGUGGUCUUGUUGCCUGAAAUUGUUAUUGUUUGUUAUUUCUCUUUGAUGUUUUUUGUAAAACAUUGUAUAAGUGCCCAUGUUUCACUUUUUUAACCACUCUGCACAUCAAUGCUGUGAAAGCAAACCUCACAAUGUAUUUUCUUCAUAAUGUAUGGAAACCUCUAAGGUGAGAAAGUUUUGAACUUUUAACCCUUUCCACCCAGAGCUGUCUUGAGUGUUAAUACCUUUUAUACAUUCACCAUUUUGCUGUUUAUUUUUAUAUAUAUAUCUAUAUAUAUAAAUAUAUAUAUAUACUUAGUUUUUUGUGGUUUAUUUAAUACAUGGUUGAAAUGAGAAAAAUGCACAGGGCAGAUCUGAAGGACAAAAAAUUAUUUUACUGCUGUCUAAAUUUCCUCUGUAUCUAUAACUAAAAUUAUUUAAAACCGUAAUUAACUUGUGGUUUUCCUUUUUAGAUUUUGGGUUUUUUUGUCUUUUCUUAAAGAGCUUUUAAUAUGCUGCUGGAAUUUGCUAUUCAGUAUUAAUAAAAUAAAAUAAAAUAAAAUAAACAAUUCUUAAUUAUCUAUUGUGUGAGCCACUCCCAGAUUGGAGUGGUUAUUCCACCAUUUGAAAACAUUGAGGAGAAAAAACAAUAUUUUUGUAAUUAAAUAAAUGAACUUUUGCUUAAAUCAGAUGCACUAGAUCUUCCUGGGUGAAAAUUCAAUGUGUACUGCAGUUAAACUACUUUUUAUGGAUGAAGUUUACAUAUGCUGUAACGCUUGGUGUUAUCUGCCAUUAUUCGUAUUGACAAUAUAUGGGCCCAAUCCUACAGACACUCACCCAAGUAACUUUACUUGCGCCAGUAGUCAAUAGAAUAUGUAUGUGACUUAUGUGGUUGUUUGCUGGAUUGAGCCCUAUGCACGGAACCCAAAAAGAGACGCUGGUAGCCUUUUCACUGCCUUUUAAAUUUGACUGGAUUGCAUGUCUACAGCACGAGUAGCCACCAGUGACCAAAUUCGGUUCUUUACUACUAGAAAAUAGAAUCCAUUGCCAAUUCAGUGCAUGUGAGCAGCAGUACCUGCUUCUGAUAACUAAGUGCCAUAUCUUCUUCCAUUAUGUAUUCCUAUUUGAUUAUAUUCAAAGCCUCUACAAUUAAAAGAGAAGCCCUAUAUGAACAGCAUAAAGACACAGGUGGUGCACUCUGUCUCUCGUCCCCAACUUUGCUUAAAUGCUCGUUUAUGCAGAAGCCCUGGGAUGGAAAGGACUAGCCUCUAGUGAUGCAAAAAAGUUUCCUCCUUGUAGCACAUGCACUUAUAACGAAACGAUCUAUAUUAUUCUCACAUGUUUUUACUACUGCUGAGGCCUUCCUGCACCCUUUGAGGGCUAUUUUGUAAUUCUUGCAGCAAUUUUGCUUAUUCAAAGUAUCAUCACACAUUAUAUUAUAUAUAUGCACCUAUAUAUAUAAUAUGAGAAUAUAAUCUGAUUUUUUUUCUGUUUCACUAAUUCUUCUCAUUUUAUCCACCAUAUAAAUUUCCAGCGGUUUUUCAAUGCAGCCACCCCAGUGCGAACUGCAGGUUUAGAGUCCAGUUAGAAUGUUAGUGUUAAUAUCCUAGAAUCCCAGCUGCUGUAAACUGGCAGAGGUUCAUAUACUUCAGAAGACAUCCCACCCCACCCCCGUGAUUUAUACCAACCGAGGAUCUGGCCCAGCAUUUUUAGCAGGGACUGUUUCUAUGUUUCCAGGUGACAACUGUGGGUCAUUGGGGGGGAAAAGUUUGCCUUUAUAAAUAAUAAUAAAAAUAAAGCUUAUAUCUCCUUAGAGACAAAUUAUCUCCCAGUUCCCUUUCAAAAUAUUGAAAGGAAAAAAGCUGCAAUGGUGCAAAGAGCCUAAUAAGAAAGGAAGAAAAACAAGGGAAAUUGCUUUCCAAAAUUCUAAUCAAAGGAACUAACUAGUAGUUUUUCAAACAAAUUAGCUAAUUGCAAUGAAAUGGCAGUCCUCAAAUGACUAACAAGUUCAUCUUUCUUUCACCAUAGGGGUUAUAGUUCCUUGGCUUGUGCUACUCUGAAAUCAUAUUACUGUUUCCGUUUUUAUUAUCUUAAGUGCUUAUUAACAAAAGGAAAAAAAAAACCUGUAGUUUCAUUACCUUUUGGAUAAUGUCAUACAAAAAAACCUAUGUAUUUGUGUUUUGGUUUUGGGUUCGGGUUUUGGGUUUAUUUUUUUUCGUGCUGUGAGAAUUGUUGUUUGUAGAUUAAUAAUACUAUUAUUUUGUUUAGAAUUACAAACUAAUUUUUAAGUAUUGUCUGAGAGAAGCCAAAGUUAAUGCAACUUAGUGGAAACUGUAAGACCAUUUGAGUAUUGUUUCUGUUUUAUUGAUGCAUUUGGAUUUUGUUGUUUGAUGGAAUUUGAGCCAAAAAAAAAAAAAAAAAAAAGCAGGCUUUCCUAUUUCUACAACUUGAUUGUACUUAUGCAUUUUGUACCAGUGGAACUUUUUAUACUGGAGAUUAAAAAUCAAAUGGAAUUUUUUGUGGCUUACUCUUGUGGGCCCCCUGACCAUGACUGAUUUUCAAGUUUGAUUUCUGGGUGGUAGAAAGAGAGUUGGUUUUGUUUAGAGAAUUAAAAACUUUGGCUUGCUAUCUUUUUUUCCUUUUGCUUAUAUCUAGUGUUUAGAAUUUUGUCUUUAAAAAAAAAAAAAAACAAGCGGUAAGUUUCACUUUUUAUUCUGUAUUGUGCAGUUACACAAUAAGAUAAUUAGAAUUAGGAGUACUCGGUCACUUUACGUGGAUAAAUGUAUUAGUUACAACUUUAGGGGUUUGCUUUUUUGCUGUUUAGAUCAAAGUUUUUUCUGAUUCUCCUGUCCUCAUUGUGAACAUAACCGUGUAGUUGAAACAGUCAGACUUAUUUUUGUAACGUAUGUUAUUGUGUGAUGCAGUUUUUUGCUUCUGUCUCCAAUAUUAAACCAUUUUCCUAAUA